AUGGCGCGCCGCAGCUCAAAUCUGACCUAUGGGACGCACUACCUGGACGAGGGCGGUUGCGAGCGCUCGCCGGCCGGCUUCACGGCUCAGCAGUGCGAAGCCCCAGCCCACCUGGGAUGCCGAGUUGUACCUGCGCAAAAGCUCGGGCAACUACAUGGAGUUUCCAGCGUGGACAAGGCAACACAAAAGAUGUUCGACCGGGCUAGCUCGAGUUCCUUUGCGGUGCUCGAGCUGCAGCACGCAAAGGCGAAGAUCGAGGAGCUGCAGCAGGACAAGCAAGCCCUGCGCGAAGACUUGCUGUUGACCAAGCGGCAGAUGGCCAUCGCGUCUGGAACCCGCACGGGAAUUCUGUGGGAAAGCGCUACUCGUAAGGUUUUUGAGUUAGCUGCUACGCGCGACGAGGUGGAGGUGGACCACCGCGCGCAAUCAAACAUCGCCGGCCCCUUUCAUCCGGGGACGUCGAACGUCAGGGAUAAUUCCUCGUCCACGGCCACGGCACGAGCGACACCUUCACUCGCAAACGACACAACUUCCCUCACCCCCGCCGCGGACUUUGAGAGGUACCGCAUGCUCGUGAAGAAACACCUUUCCGCCAAUUUCGCCCAGCACGGCCAGCAGUGCAAGCUGUGCGGGACCUUUCCCACAGAUUCAAACUCGAGUUUGAUGCAGCUCGAGCUUUUGAAGCGCGUGCACCAGGACGCGUGGCUCCGGAUGCAGCAGAUCAAAGAGAUGGAGCGGGAGAAGGUGGUGCUGGCCGUGCAAGUGGAGGACGACACGGCCGUUGCUCGCGAGCGCGCGGCGAUGGGACGAGAGGACGCGGAAUCGAAGUUCGUGGAGCGGGUGGUGGCGGAGGUGGAAAGAGCGUGCGAGGCAAAGCGGAAGGAAGAUUUGCACGCUUUAGAGGAAAAAUUGCGGGCCAACUUCGCGGAAGAAAUAGACGAAAUGAAGCAGAAUCAGUGGAAGAAGGAGGAGCUGCUAGUGGGAGAGAGGGACCAGGUGGCGACGGAAAAAAACAAAGUUACCAAACAGUUGGAAGAUAUGAAGAAAAAAGCGCAAACGCUGGAAAAGCAGGUGAAAGCGAUGAGGGAAACUGCUGGAAAAGCAGACGCGAAGCGGGAACAGGAAACUGCGAAUCUAGCUAGUGAGUUGGGAUUGUAAGAUACGAUGGCAUGAUGAUUUUUCGUAGAGUGCAGGUUUCAAAACUAAACCCCUUCAAAGAUGAAAGAGGUAAAGAAAGCGUAAGCAGUUUUGGCGCUACUUGGAAUUGGAUCCGUUGAUUCUGACCACCAGGAUCAUCACUACAAAUAAAACGUUGGCUUGCAAAAAGCGCAAUAGAUUUGAACGUACAGGCAGGUACCUGAUUGUAGUACAGAUUCAAAUCCAUUUGCGAAGAUAAUGCCACGCACUCGGGGAAGUGGAAUCUUAAACUUAAUCCGCGGAGAAAGUUUUGCGAUCUUUGGGGUGCUACUUUUGUUUGAUUUCGUGUGCGUGAAGCACAGCUUCUUUUGUUUCCAGACAAAAUCACGGCAGGUCCUUGUCCAGGAAGUUUGAAUUUUACC
This is a messenger RNA of Amoebophrya sp. A120, 1559 nucleotides long. The record is from the annotation of a GenBank genome assembly. NCBI's taxonomy places the organism in Eukaryota, Dinophyceae, Syndiniales, Amoebophryaceae.